AAUCAUGCCCUGCUGCCAAGUCCAGAGUCUCUCAUGGGUCCCUGUACGGCCUCCCAUUGCUGCUGUCUCCAUCGCCACACUCUGCCAUGUGCCACUUUCAGGUCUCCUCACACUGCUGGUGUGUUCCAUUUUUUGUCAUAGGGUGCUGGCAGAUUACGGGCCUCCCAUAGCUGCUGCCAGGCCCCUAAUCUGCCAUGGGCCCCUAUACCGCCUCCUCAUGCUGCUGCCAAGUCCAGAGUCUGUCAUGGGUCCCUGUACGGCCUCCCAUUGCUGCUGUCUCCAUCGCCACACUCUGCCAUGUGCCACUUUCAGGUCUCCUCACACUGCUGGUGUGUUCAUUUUUUGAC
Staurois parvus is the source of this 347-nucleotide messenger RNA. Lineage: Eukaryota; Metazoa; Chordata; Amphibia; Anura; Ranidae. The record is from the annotation of a GenBank genome assembly.